This is a messenger RNA of Fusarium poae, 1113 nucleotides long. RefSeq lists its product as uncharacterized. The transcript is spliced from 9 exons. NCBI's taxonomy places the organism in Eukaryota, Fungi, Ascomycota, Sordariomycetes, Hypocreales, Nectriaceae. The record is from RefSeq and is a predicted model, not a curated record. Bases 1 to 1113 code for a protein of 370 amino acids.
AUGCCACAAAUUGAAGACAAGCCCGAGUUUCUUUAUGAAUCGUGGGGUCUCUAUGCUUUAGGCCUCAUCAUUCUACUCGCUCGUUUCUUUGUGCGAUUGAGAGCUGUUGGAUGGCGGGGCCUCCAAGGCGAUGAUGCCUUUUCUUUCCUUGUUAUGCUCUUUUAUACGACGGACGCAGUCACAGUGCACUUAAUAUACUACCUUGGCACCAACAUAGAAGCCGGAGUCGCAGCGCUGGACCAUAAACUCAGCGAAUCUGACAUUCGUCAAUAUGAGCUAGGCUCAAUGUUCCAACUUGUCGCUUGGUAUUCCUACACAGCACUCAUCUGGAGUCUAAAGGGUACUAUGCUCUGCUUUUUUGCCCGCAUGACAAUUGGAACAUGGCACAAAUCAUUUGUCCAGAUAGUAUCACUCCUGUGCGGUAUAACCUAUGCUGCUGUUGUUCUCACCAUCUCAAUCGGAUGCCUUCCUUACAAAGCAAACUGGCAAGUUGUGCCUGAUCCUCCAGCAAGAUGCAGUUUCAAAAUUCAAAACUUCUUGGUUACUACUGUACUCAAUGUCCUAACUGACGGCCUGAUUCUUUGCAUCCCACUACCCCUUCUUUGGAAACUCCAAAUUCCUUUCCACAAAAAAUUCGUCAUCGGCCUACUUCUUUCAUCAGGAGUAUUCGUCAUGGCAGCCGCCCUGGUCCGCGUCGUCCUCACCCUCUCAGCCAACCCCUCAGCACUCAACAUCAACGCCUGGGGCAUCCGCGAAACCAUCGUCGGCAUAGCGACAGUCAACAUUCCAAUCCUCCGAUCACUAUUCUCACCAUCGUUCUGGAGAGGAAAAGUACCUAGUGAAAUCUGCCCGUCGUAUCAGGGAUCGUCAGGAAGCGUGCGCAACAGACUCGCCAAGCAAAACAUUUCGACACCAUAUGGGAUGAAGAGAGUUUUUGAUGGCAGUGGUGGAUGGAAACAUAGCCAUGCAAAGAGCGAUGAGUCUUUGAAUCCAAAGUUGGCUGAUAUUAUCGUCGAAAGGUCGUAUCAUGUUCAACACGAGCAUUACGAUGGAUGGCGGGGACAUCAGCAUGCGAGAUCUAACACGUCGAUUUAUGCACAGUCACCAGUAUGA